UCGGUACUUAGGUGCGUGUGUUUGUAUAAGUACAUAUAGGUGACGGUCGCGAAAUAUAGUAGCAGCCAUCUUAUAUUUUGUGUCGGAGAAAAACAAUUUGGCCGUACAAAUGUUUCGCGAUUGUCCGUGAAACCGCUUGAGAACGGGAGGCGUGCGCUCGAUGAGGCGUGACGUUUUUCGACCCUAGCCCGGACCACUACAUUAGCAAAGGUUCGUAGAAUGUUGCUUUCUUGCUCGGCUACAGCAAAAGCGACCCCCACUUGCGAAGCGCUUACGAAGAAUCCGGUUUCGCAGUCAAAAUAUUCCGCCGUUUCUCCCGUCGCUUUUUUAAAAAUAGAGUUGCCCGUGUUGCUCACUGCUGGGUUACGUUCUGUUGACGGCGGCAUCGUGCCGUCUUCGAGUGCUUCGCGUAAAAGUUAUGCAAUCAGCUGAUCAUCCAGCUACCUUCUGUCACUUGUCAAAGAUAAAUGUCAAAGCAAUUGGUCUAACCUGACACGCGGUAUAUAUGAGUUGGGCAUGCAUGAUCCCAGAAUUACGAGUGUACCUACAUCGUCGCAAAUUUUUGCGCCACAACGAGUGUCAUAAAUGGCGAUUUAUAGAGGUUCCCUGUCAUGCAGGUGGAUUGGUACGCAGGAUAUGAGCAGCUUGUCAAGCGCAACCUGACUCUGCUCCCACAUCAAGAAGGAGUGCAGCAGCAGGAGCCACAAUCACAACAGCUGGCUCAACAGGAACAGACUGAUAUAAUGACGUCCAUGUUUGAACAACAAAUCAAAAGUGAACCCAUGGGGUUUUAUUCUGUUGCUUCAAGCCGUUCGGAUGGUUCAAAUUCUAUGGUGAAUUUGUCUGAUGAUCGUGAAGAUCUUUCGCAACAAGAGGGGCACCUACAAGCCCAGCAGCAGACGACGUUAAACCAGUUAAACCAGCAACAGGGUCAACAACAAGCUCAACAACAGAAUCAACAAGCGCAGCAGGGCCAACAACAGCAGAGUCAGACUGUGCAACAGGAAGUUCCAAGCCGUCAGUCGACAGGACAACAGACGGUUAAAGAAGGUUCACGGUCAAAGCCACAACCCUGUAAGGUAUGCGGCAAGGUGCUGUCUUCUGCUUCAUCGUACUAUGUACAUAUGAAACUUCAUUCGGGCAACAAACCAUAUCAUUGUACAGUAUGCGAAGCAAGUUUCUGCCGGAAACCAUACUUGGAAGUGCACAUGAGGACGCACACAGGAGAACGACCCUUUCAAUGUGAGUUGUGCUUGAAAAGGUUUACGCAGAAGAGCAGUCUUAAUACUCAUAAAAGAGUGCACACAGGGGAGAGACCGUACGCCUGCGACAUUUGUCAGAAACGUUUUGCAGUGAAAAGCUAUGUGACGGCACACCGUUGGAGCCAUGUUGCUGAAAAGCCUUUGGUGUGCGACAGAUGUUCCCUCACAUUCACGUCCAAGAGUCAAUUCGCAAUACACAUCCGUACCCACACAGCAAGCACUACGUACGAGUGUAAUAUAUGCGGACGUACGUUUGUACGUGAUAGUUAUCUAAUACGGCAUCAAAACCGGGUACACCGUGAUAUGAAUCAAAGCAGUACGAAUCAUAAUCCACCCACGCCUCAAAGCACCGGUGGUGGUACACCAGGUACGGGCUUCGAGAGCCCGGUUUGUGAUUUACGCUACAGCGAAGGACCUUCCUCGUUGGACGGAUUGACCGGUUCCAAGGGAGGGAUCGCUGCCGAAAUCGCAAGUUUAGCCAAGCAAAAUAAUCUUCAACUUCCUCUACCAUUGCUACAUCCGCAGACCACCAACUAGUGUUUAGAUGACAGCGUGUCCGAGCCCCUACCGCAACAACAUCAAUCACCGCAGCAAGUAGUUUGAAAAAUAAUAUCCCCGUCGUCUUCUUUCAUGUUGGUCGAUUCAGUGCGGAUAUCCUAUGGCUCGAGGCUCGAAACAGUUCCUGGUCCGACUUUCAACCCUUUGGGUGCUUUAUCGUGCUGGCUGAUCGGCCCUACACAUUUGUGAUACUCCGUUCCGCCAUAGCUUCCCUGGCUCGGACGUUUAAUACUCUCGGCUCGUCUCCUGGUACGAGCAGCGCGUGAUGUAAUUAAAUCGACUUUCGUGGGUCGGUGGGUUGUGGAGGGUGGGGAGGAGUGAGGGAUCGGGGGUGGGGGUGGAUUAAUCAGCGAAGAGCGGUGGAGGGGAGCGGUGGUGGUCCCGUUUGAUAAGGAUCACGUGAAUCGAGGGGUGGUGUACGAAUUUAAUAAGGGAGAGGGGAGGACGAAAUCAAUCUCGAUUUAUUAUCGAGGCUGAUCUGUCUUUUCUUUUCUUUUUUUUUUUUUUUUCUCAGAAAAAAAGGGAGGGAGAGAUAAGACGAGGAAAAAGAAUCGAGAGAUGAGGGGAAGGGAAGGGAAGGGGAAGGGGGAAGAAGAAGAGUAAAAAAGGAAAAAGAAAAAAAAAAAAGAAUACGAUUAAAGAAAAAAAAAAAAACGAUGCUCGCGUCGCUCGACAUUGCGCCUGUACCAUUUUGCUUCUUUAGCAGAGUACAAUGCCAUUUAUUUUUGUAAUACGUUUACGUAGGAUAGCUAUUAUUUUUAUAGAGGUUUACCGUGCUACCAGUAAGUCUUAUAGAGGCCUGCGAAAAAUGAAAUAGCGUAGGAUGAUUUUUCAUAGCGGAGCCGCGGAUUCCACGGAGAUAUUAUCGAAAUAUUACAUCAAUAAAAGUCACUCGAUGGAUUUUCGAUGAAUUAAAACGAAAAGGAAAAAAAAAAAAAAAAAAGAAAAAAUUUCGAAGAAAAAGAACAAAAAAGGAAAGGGGACACGCACUUCUAGUACUGGCUUUUAUUUUCGACGUUAUUCGAAAACGACACGUUCACAUAUACACAUACACACACACAGACACGCGCGUUUCUUCUUUUAUUACGAGAUUUGUACGUACGUGCAAUCAACACAUCCAGAGCAAUGCUUCUUUAGAGGAACAUCAUCGCAGGAACAAGCACAAGCAAUCCGUAUUUUAACGCCACGAAAUCUUCAUUAGGAUAACAAACUUUGUUAGUUAGUUCGAUGCAUAUAUAUUUUAGAAAAUGGGGAAAAUACAGAGCAAUAAAAAAAAGAAAGGAAUAAAUAAUGGUGAUAUUUCUUUCUUACGCGAGACGUAAGGCGAUUUUUUACCGCAUCGACGAUAAUUUCUCGUCGAUCUCGAAUAUUCAUUUUUUUACCCGUUAAUAACCGAUUAUCGUAGAGGCGGUACAACGUAGAAAGUAACACGCAAUAUUUCUUCCGCUAAUUGCUGCUUUUCGUGAAGUUAACCUCGGAUGAAUUUCCGAACGAGCCUCUUGACGCGUGUCACGUGCUAAUUUUAAGAUAUUUUAAUGUAAAAAUAGAAAAAAAAUACAGAAAAUAAGACCGUAUACAUAUACGUUUUCAAUAUUUUUUUACAAUAUUAUCUUUUCAUUUUUGAAAGUAUAUUCUUUACGAAAGAUUAAUUCGCGUCUCGAUAUUCGUUUCUUUUUCUCAAAAGUAAAGAUCGUUUCAAGAGACUUGUCACGAACAAGUGGUACAAUUUUCUCAAUCAAACAAGAUCGAAUCACAUUAAAGCUAUAAUAUAGAAUACAUACCUUGAUGCCAUUAUUAAUGUAAUAAAUAAUUAAAUUAUAGAGCUGUCGAGUCAAAGAAAAUCGCGAAUACGCGAUACGCGCGAAAAACUUCGAGAAGAAGUUAACCUCUCUUUGUCGAGCAGUAUUGCGAGCGAUGUUUUCGUUCGAAGCGAUCGAUAUUUUUAUAAACGAGUUUGCCGUCUUGAGCUAACUUCUCGCGCGUUUCGCCUAGCGAUAUUUCAGAGAUCUCCUCGUUUCUAACGUCUUCCCCAAUUUUAUUGGAAUUAUUCCACUGUUUUUUUUGGUUCGAACAAUGAUUUUUAAUCAAUAGAAGCAAUCGAAAUUCGAUUUUUAUCAUUAAUAAAAGCUACAGAACGCAUGUACACAUACAAUGGCUUGUAUGGUCUAUACAAUAAAUCUGGGGGAUUUAUUAAAUCGAAAAAAAAAAAAAAAAAUAAAGAAAAAAAAAGGGGGAAAGAUUGAUUGGCUCGUUAGGGCGUAAGUACUAUAUACAGACGUAAGAUUUUUUAUUGCUGAUAUUUUUCCUCAGGUCGAGUCUUGAACGGUGCCUAAAAAGCUUUGAUUAAGGAGAGAUCAAGAAAUAAAAAGCAAGUUCUGAAUUGCGUGUCAAUGAACUUUUUUUAGAAACGAAAAAAAAAAAAAAAAAAAAAAAAAAAAACGAGGAAGAAGAGAAAAAUGGGGAUUAUUUAUUGGAUUCUCGCGGUGUGUCGUUUCGCGUUUCGUCCUCGGCAAGAAUAAAAGAAAAGAGAAAAACAAGAUUGUACUAUUCGAA
Molecule: messenger RNA, 4373 nt
Organism: Apis mellifera (honey bee)
Lineage: Eukaryota; Metazoa; Arthropoda; Insecta; Hymenoptera; Apidae
Product: zinc finger protein 717
Exons: 2
Coding region: 612-1799 (395 amino acids)
Biological process (GO): regulation of transcription by RNA polymerase II
Cellular component (GO): chromosome
Molecular function (GO): DNA-binding transcription factor activity; RNA polymerase II cis-regulatory region sequence-specific DNA binding; chromatin insulator sequence binding
Source: RefSeq, a predicted model, not a curated record